This is a messenger RNA of Xenopus laevis (African clawed frog), 696 nucleotides long. RefSeq lists its product as uncharacterized. Bases 82 to 696 code for a protein of 204 amino acids. The transcript is spliced from 3 exons. The record is from RefSeq and is a predicted model, not a curated record. Lineage: Eukaryota; Metazoa; Chordata; Amphibia; Anura; Pipidae.
UACCAUUGCAUUGUAUAUGUUGUUUUUGAAUACAUUUGAGCUAAUUGGUUAUUUCAUGUUCUUUGUGUAGAAACAACAACAAUGUUGAAAUCAGUAAGAAAUUGUUGCGGAGCUCUCUGUAGCCUUUUUAAUCGCAAGAAGAAGAAGGAACCAAUCAACUCCAAUUUGACAACACAUGAGCAGAUUUUGUCAGCGCCACAGGUAAAAAACCCUGAAGCAGGGAAGAAGACAAAGAAGACAAAGAAAACACAAGAGAUUGUGAAGCCACCUGUUUCAGCAUCACAGGUAAAAACCCCUGAAGCAGGGAAGAAGAAAUCCCAAGAGAUUGUGAAGUCACCUUUUCCAACAUCAAAGGUAAAAACCCCUAAAGCAGGGAAGAAAAAGAAGAAAACACAAGAAAUUGUGAAGCCAGUUUUUCCAGCACCACAGGUGAAAACCCCUGAAGCAGAGGAUGAGAUCAAAACACAAGUGAUUGUGGAGCCACUAGAAACAGUGGAAAAAAAUGUUCUUUCCAGUGAGGUCAAAGCUGCUGAUGAAGACGUAUCAAGAACCGUUGAAAAAAAGUCGAAGAAUCUUUCAGAAACAACAACAACGUUGGAAACAAUAAGAAAUUGUUGUGGAGCUCUCUGUAGCCUUUGUGAUUGUAAGAAGAAGAAGGUAAGAGCCACUAAAAUCUUUUUUUGUAAUAUAAAUUAA